ACAUAAUUCGUUUACAACGAGUCGAAGCUUCGUCCCCUUCACACCUUCCCCAUCUUCCUCUCUCCCAAAGGCAUCCUCUCUCUCUCUCUCUCUCUCUUCCCUUGUGCUAAGCAAUUAGAUCCUUGAUAAUUGCAGAUUUUUUUGUUUGGGUGAGCAUUGGGAGAUUCAAGAGAAAUCCGCCGCUUUCUCUCGCUGCAACCGUCAGAACGUGUGAGCGCAAUUCAUGGCACCAGUCACCCUUCCUCCUGGCUUCCGCUUCCAUCCGACUGAUGAAGAGCUGGUGGCUUUUUAUCUUAAGAGGAAGAUUCAUGGCCUCAAGAUCGAGCUCGAGAUCAUCCCCGAAGUCGACCUCUACAAAUGCGAACCCUGGGAUUUGCCAGAGAAGUCGUUCCUGCCGAGCAGAGAUCUUGAGUGGUACUUCUUCAGCCCAAGGGAUCGGAAGUACCCGAACGGGUCGAGGACGAACCGGGCGACACAGGCUGGGUACUGGAAGGCGACCGGGAAGGAUCGGAAGGUGAACUCCCAAAUGCGAGCAGUGGGGAUGAAGAAGACGCUGGUCUACUACAGAGGCAGAGCCCCUCACGGUGCACGAACAGACUGGGUCAUGCAUGAGUACCGUCUCGAUGAAAAGGAAUGUGUCGGCGUCUCGGGGAUGCAGGACGCCUACGCACUGUGUCGAGUGUUCAAGAAGAAUGGAAAUGGCCCUAAGCCUGUUGGAGAUCAGUAUGGCUCAGCUCUGAACCCCAGCUCCUCUGCGUGGACUGCCAACGAUCACUCAUCGACAUUAGAGGUGUCUGAGGAAAGGGGAGACGACGUCGAGAGCCGGAACUACCGCGGCUUUGCUGCUGAUUCCUCCUCCUCCGAGUUGAUUCAUGGAAGGCCUGCACAAUUGUAUGGCAACUGCCAGAGGAGCUACAAUGCCAUGGAGGGUGGUUGGAUGCAGUUCCUCUCUGAUGAGGUGGUCAGUCCGCCCACCCCAACAUUUGGUGGAUAUAGAAGCGACCUCCAUGGCCACCUUGAAUCCAAGGCGGAAAUAGCAAUCGAAUGUGCACGCCUACAGCAUCGCUUCUCGUUACCACCUUUAAACGUUGAAGAACUUCCACCAAUAGACAUCACCCACAUGAAAUUUCCAGAUAUCGGGAUAUUCCAGGAACAUGAUAUUGAUCAAACCAACAACACUAGCUGCCAGAAUGAAGCAAAUAUCCUGCAAGAAAUAUUGUCCAUGGCUUCUACUUCACAUGAGAUGACAUCCUUACCUAGUUACUCUGAUCUAUGGGUGGGAAACUACCCAAAUUUAGAUGAAAUAGUUCCUCCAAGUGACUCACAGAAGUUCAUGAAUGAAAUCAUAGAUGGGAAAUUCGAGACAAUGACUAACCUAAGCACUCAAGGGUGGACGUCGAGUUUUUUGGAAGACGUGCCCAUCCAAGAAGAGCAGGUGAGAUUGGUAGAAAUUUCAAAAAUGGAAGAGACUCAGGAUUGCUGUAUCCAAGCUAGAAACGACGGAUUGUUUGACUGCAGAGACGACGGCAACAGAGUGCUAGAUGUAGAACCCGAGGUUACUGUAGAGGAGCAGGAGACAGUAGGCAUGGAGAGCAACACAAGCAAUGUGCACCAAUACGAAGAUAAUGGUGAGGCAAGCCAACUCCAUCAGUUCCCACACAAUGAUCAAGAUUCCUCCUUGAAUGAAUACUCUGAUAGGUUUUUAGUUGAGGAUAGAGAUGGGAUCUUUGAGGUGUUUGAAGAUGUGAAAGUGACCCAUGCUCUCUUCAUCUCGAGCAGACAUCAGGCCCAAACUUUUUUCCACAAAGUGGCGCCAUCAAGCAUAGUCAGUGUUCACUUGGAUGUGGCAGGACCCAUAGAUAAAAUGACUGCAAAGAUAGAGACUCAGGCAGCGAGCGCUCCUGAAACCAGAACCAUAUUGGGAAAGAAAGGCUUCUCAUUUUUCAACAAAUUUGGUGGAUUUAUGAGAGACAAGAUCAGGGGUUCAUUCAGGAAGACGAAUGGAAGGAUGAGCUCCCUCAUGAACAUGCUUGGCGUUGUCUUAGUUUCCUUUGUAGGCUAUGGCGAGGCAUCACCAAAGAAGGACGCUGCGAAGGAAACGAGUAAAAAGAUCGCUGGUUCUCUUAAGAAAAAAAAUAUUGGCGGGUUGUUCUUUGAUGGGCAUUUUUCUUUGCUCACGCUGGUGCUGGCUCUCAAGGCCUUCUGCUUGUAUCAUUACUUGACAUUGAUAUUCUCUCGUUGAGUAGGUUUUUUUCUCUUCAUGUACCAUAAGGGAGAUGUUGAUCCUGUAACUGGGGCUUGCAAAUUUAGGCCUCCUAUUCUGUCUUUUAGGAAGAAUAAACAAUCUACAAUUGUAGAUAUUUGUUGUAUAACUAUCUAACAAAGACAAAUAUUUUAUGGAAAUGUCGA
Messenger RNA from Nymphaea colorata (pocket water lily), 2409 nucleotides. RefSeq names its product NAC domain-containing protein 86-like. The record is from RefSeq and is a predicted model, not a curated record. Gene Ontology annotation, biological process: regulation of DNA-templated transcription. The coding region runs from base 224 to 2242 and encodes 672 amino acids. The transcript has 6 exons. NCBI's taxonomy places the organism in Eukaryota, Viridiplantae, Streptophyta, Magnoliopsida, Nymphaeales, Nymphaeaceae. Gene Ontology annotation, molecular function: DNA binding.